GCAUUCAAUUGACAGCCGGUUUUUGUAAAAAGAAGUUCUUUUCACGCUGCCCGCUGCCACUGUGCUUCGUGUAUAACCUCUUCAUAAAUUGAAUUCAAAAUCUCUCAUAAUGGCUGAACAACGUGAAAGAACCUUCAUCAUGGUUAAGCCCGAUGGCGUUCAACGUGGACUCGUCGGGGAGAUUCUUCAGAGGUUUGAGAAAAAAGGCUUCAAGCUUGUAGCUCUGAAAUUUGUGUGGCCGUCUGAAGAACUCCUUAAAAAUCACUACAGCGAUUUGUCGUCGCGACCAUUCUUCCCGGGUCUAGUUAAGUACAUGAGUUCAGGACCCGUCGUGCCAAUGGUAUGGGAAGGACUCAACGUUGUGAAGACUGGUCGCCAAAUGCUCGGUGCUACAAAUCCAGCAGACUCUCUACCUGGCACAAUCCGUGGUGAUCUUUGCAUUCAAGUUGGUCGCAACAUCAUCCAUGGCUCAGACAGUGUUGAAUCUGCUAACAAAGAAAUUGCUCUCUGGUUCACUGAAAAGGAAGUUGUUGGAUGGACCCCAGCUGCAGAAAACUGGGUAUAUGAAUAAGCUUAGAAUUCCAUUAAAUUAUGUGUCUAAUGAAAUAAACUAAUUAUUUAAUCUCA
This is a messenger RNA of Pararge aegeria (speckled wood butterfly), 627 nucleotides long. It is a transcript of the gene awd, whose product is annotated as nucleoside diphosphate kinase. The transcript has a single exon. NCBI's taxonomy places the organism in Eukaryota, Metazoa, Arthropoda, Insecta, Lepidoptera, Nymphalidae. The record is from RefSeq and is a predicted model, not a curated record. The coding region runs from base 110 to 571 and encodes 153 amino acids. Gene Ontology annotation, biological process: CTP biosynthetic process; GTP biosynthetic process; UTP biosynthetic process. Gene Ontology annotation, molecular function: nucleoside diphosphate kinase activity.